AAAUCCAAGAGUUUGAAGUUAAAAAGCCUGGUGUUGGCUUUUUAUCAUCUUCAUCUCAUUUUCUUCUUUUUUUUUAUGUUUAUUCCUUACUCUAUGUUCUUAGAUUUGAUUGUAACUGAUGGCGAUUUUAGAAAGUUCUGUUCAUUUGAUUAAAAUGAUUUUCGUCUUCUUAUGCUUUACUCUCAUAAGCAACUAUGGGGUUGAAGCGUUUAACAACGACGUAUCAGAAACUGGAUUGGAUGGGGUUGGAGUUAACAGAACAGGCUAUCACUUUCAGUCUCCCAAGAACUGGAUCAAUGACCCAAAUGGACCAAUGUAUUAUAAUGGAAUUUACCAUCUUUUCUACCAAUACAAUCCUAAAGCUGCUGCAUGGGCAAGUGAUAUAGUCUGGGGACAUUCUGUAUCAAAAGAUAUGGUCAACUGGUUUUGCCUUGAUGUUGCAAUGGCCCCUAUGGAUUCAUUUGAUGUCAAUGGGUGCUGGUCAGGUUCUGCCACUAUCCUCCCUGGUAACAAGCCGGUGAUGCUUUAUACUGGCAUAGAUAUAAAUAAUGUACAAGUUCAGAACAUUGCUGUGCCAAAGAAUUCAUCGGAUCCCUUACUUGUAGAAUGGAAAAAGCUACACAAAAAUCCAUUGAUUUUGCCACCCAAUGGCAUUAACGCAACUUCGUUUCGGGAUCCAACAACUGCAUGGUUAGGUAAAGAUGGGUACUGGAGAAUUCUUGUCGGUAGCGAGAGAAGUAAUCUUGGGACGGCGUUGUUGUUUAGAAGUAAAGAUUUCAUGGAAUGGACAGCAUCUGAAAAUAACUUCCAUUCUGCACCAGAUACUGGUAUUUGGGAAUGUCCAGAUUUCUUUCCUGUGUCACUGAAAGGUAAAAAAGGAUUAGACACUUCUGAGAGUGGAGCCGAUGUUAAGUACAUUUUAAAGGUGAGUGUUCAAAGAACAUGGUCUGAUUUCUACACAGUUGGGGCCUACUGUCUGAACAAGGAUGCGUAUGUACCUGAUAACACUCCAGGUAAUCAUUAUUCGACAACUACAGGACUAAAAUUUGAUUAUGGGAAAUUCUAUGCAUCUAAAACAUUCUUCGAUGAGGCGAAAAACAGAAGGAUAUUGUGGGCGUGGGUUAACGAAUCCGAUUCUGCAGCAGAUGACUUUGCUAAAGGAUGGGCUGGUAUUCAGGCAAUUCCAAGGACACUGUGGCUGGAUAGAAAUGGAAAACAACUUCUACAGUGGCCAAUCGAAGAGCUCAAAACUUUAAGAACAAACGAAGUGAAGUUGAAAAAGACACCUCUCACCAAAGGAAGUGUAUUUGAAGUUCAAGGAAUAACAGCUGCACAGGCUGAUAUCGAAGUUAGAUUUCGUUUACCAAGUUUGGAAAAUGCAGAAUCAUUUGAUCCUUCGUGGAAUGACGCCCAACAGCUCUGCGGUAGGAAAGAUGCUACUGUUCAAGGUGGCAUUGGACCGUUUGGGUUGUUAACUCUAGCUUCUAAGGACUUAGAUGAAUACACGGCUGUAUUCUUUAGGGUCUUCAAGGCUCAAGACAAGCCUGUUGUGCUUAUGUGUUCUGGUGGUAUCAGGUCAUCACUGAAAGUAGAAUUAGAUAAACCCUCAUAUGGGGCUUUUGUGGAUGUCGACUUGAUUGACGGGGAAAUUUCUCUAAGAAGCUUGAUUGAUCAUACAGUGGUAGAAAGCUUUGGUGCGGGUGGGAAAACGUGUAUCACGACUAGAGUUUAUCCAACGUUGGCAGUAGGAAUGGAAGCUCAUUUAUACGCUUUCAACAACGGUACUGAGACUGUUGAGAUUAAGAGACUAAAUGCCUGGACAAUGCAGACACCUAACAUGAAUCUGGGCCAUGAGAUAAGUUUGGCGUUCCCAGCUUAAACAUAAGGUCAAUCAAUUAUCAUUGGCGGAGGAGUUACUGAAUUCUGGGAAAUCAGUCCAUGUUACUCUAUUCUUGCAAUAGAAAUGUAGAGUGAUGCUGAAUGUCUUCCAUCCUGCGAAUAUAGAUUCCAUUUUCUUGCUAUCUGCCCCCCUCCUGUUUCUGUUUUUCUUUUCUUUUUAUCAAUAAAUUCUUUUGCUUAAAAAAAAAAAAAGAUUCCAGUUCCGAUUUGUUUCAUCAGUACAGCGUUGCAUGAUGCUUGUGAUCCAGUCAGUGGUCCUGCCAUAUGUGGACUUGUUCCCCUUCUCAAUUUUCCCAAACACCAGCAAGUAUUAACAAUGUCAAGCCCCUUCAUAGGAUCAACCAACAGCAUGAAGGUGACUGGCCUGCUACAUGAGUUACAUAUGAAUUGAUUCUGCAGAAAAACUGGAAAAGCAUGUAUCAAGUCAAGGGUCCAUAUAAUUCUUGCACUAAUGGAAGGAUGAUAACGCCGUUGAUAGUGCUGCUAGUUUUGCAUAUUCACCAUUAUAUGGUUCUAGUAGUGGUAGCUGACUAGCUAUCCGCAUCAGCAUCUCUCACACUGAAAGUUACAGAGGGGAUGAAUGUGAAGUGGAGGCAAGAUUAAUGAAAG
Molecule: messenger RNA, 2508 nt
Organism: Papaver somniferum (opium poppy)
Lineage: Eukaryota; Viridiplantae; Streptophyta; Magnoliopsida; Ranunculales; Papaveraceae
Product: beta-fructofuranosidase, insoluble isoenzyme 1-like
Exons: 6
Coding region: 119-1879 (586 amino acids)
Biological process (GO): carbohydrate metabolic process
Molecular function (GO): hydrolase activity, hydrolyzing O-glycosyl compounds
Source: RefSeq, a predicted model, not a curated record